Haliotis rufescens (red abalone) is the source of this 1315-nucleotide messenger RNA. RefSeq lists its product as uncharacterized. The record is from RefSeq and is a predicted model, not a curated record. The transcript is spliced from 9 exons. Bases 63 to 1217 code for a protein of 384 amino acids. Lineage: Eukaryota; Metazoa; Mollusca; Gastropoda; Lepetellida; Haliotidae.
CGAGGCUGGAAGAGAUAGCAGAGACAUCAAGUAAGGUCAACGCAACAGAAAUACAGGCAGUCAUGUCUACUGCAUUGAUGGGCCGAGCAGCAAGAAUGACUGGGCUGAAGAAGCCAAGACCCUUGAAGAAAGUACCAGAGGACACAGACACACAGUUUGAGCCAGAUGAUUUCACAGACAAAGUUAAUUUGAUUCAGCAAAGAGCAAAGGAAUUUGUGAAAUCCACUCAGCCAAUCCAAGACACACCAGAUUGCCGAGUGAAGGCCUCAGUGCUUUCGACACCUUGUCACACAUUGCCACCCAACACCCGUGCCCAUCCACCAGAAAUCAUCACACAACACUACCCCAGGGGGCAGAAUGGCUUGCGUAACUCAAACAUGUGCAGUGACACGAAUAAUAACAUUCAGCAUAAGACCAGCCCGCUGGACUCUCUGAAGGGCAGACCUCCUCCUGGCUUCCAACGCACCGGGGAGCAGCGGAGAAGUUGCAGGAUGCAGGAAUCCCGGAAUAUACCGGAGAAGAAGAAAAGUUCUUCCUUUACUGGAACGAUACAGCUCGGAGGGGGAAAUACAGAAACACUCGUCAUUGCAUCAACAUGUCUGAAGAGUCUGCUGAGAGCUGCUAACCUUUUAGCAUGUCACAUGGAUGGAGAACUGAUUCAGAUAGACAACGAGGAGGAUGACUCAGCAGAGGUGCAGAAAAAAGAAAUAGCAGUUAAUAUGCCCAAAGUUCCCGGUCUCUUCAAACCGAAUUAUGACCAGAGGCUAUCUUGCAGCAGCAUCAGCAGUGGCAGUAGUAGCAGCCGCAGCAGCUGCUCAAAUGAAGAAAGUGACCUGGAGUGGUCUCUUAUAGAUGAGGAUGACAGGAGGUGCGAACCUCCUACUUCCUGUGUGUCUUCUUGUAUGGAUCCUGUGAGAGCCAAUUCAACAAUACGCUACACUGUGAAAGAUCUCCUCAUUAUGGCUAAACAGCCACAUGCCAAAAUUGCCCCCAGGAACUGGCCUCUUAUUAAAGAAACAUUCCCAGAACUUGUUGCCCAUGAGGAUCGUUACUUUGAGCCGUUUGACCUGAAGGCCUGUUCUCCUAGAGCUUUGGGGCGAACCAGAAACUUUGACAUCAAUGAAAAGAGGUGCCAUAUGGACAGCAUUCAUGAGUUCCGAUCAUUUGGAUUUAACAGUAACCAAGGAAGUCGUGAAAGUGACGAUUUCUUCUUGUAAGGAUGAAUUUCUGAAGAUGCACUUCACCAACUGUCUGAAGGGACCAUUGUUUUAGGUGUGAUGACUGUGGUAUAGCAGAGCAGAGGUUAAACAAAGAA